Molecule: messenger RNA, 9625 nt
Organism: Linum trigynum
Lineage: Eukaryota; Viridiplantae; Streptophyta; Magnoliopsida; Malpighiales; Linaceae
Source: the annotation of a GenBank genome assembly
CUCGAUCUGAUUGUUGACUUCUGACUUCUGAUUUUGGGAACUAAUUAAGUACAUUAUGUAAUCGUUAAUUAUUAUUAUCGUUUGGCUAAUGACUGUAGAAUUGAAUUAUUUAUAUUUGAAAAUUUGUCGGCAGACUCUUACACACGUUAAAGAAGACUAUUUGUUCACUAUCACAUGGCCCAAAUGGUUUUGCUAAUCACAUGCUCCUAUAAUAUAUAGCUAUACUCUAACAACUAAAUUUUAGGUUGGGGGAAUUUGCUAUUCCAUAACAACUUACUAAUAAUCAUUUUAUCAUUGUUAUCAAGAGCUGCCGAUCAUUUGUUUUAUUCCAAAUUAAAUCAGACGAAUAUUUUGAUAAGAUCAUCAUUUAUCGGUUGGAUACCAUUUUGAUUAGAAACAAUGUGUCAUUCAUUGCUCUUAUUCUGUAGUGUAAAGUGAUCUCAUCUUAACAUAUCAAAUGUCGAUUUGGAUGUCAGAUUCGAUUUCGUAUUUGAAGUUUAGCAAAUUUUUUCCUACUCAUAUUAAUAAUAUUCCAGACCCGAUAGAGCUAAUGACCAUUUACAUUUUUGGAGUCAAAAUUUUUUUUUGGUACGCAUUUUGGAGUCAAUUUUGAUAAUAAUGCCAUAUCAAUUCGAUAAAAUUCUAUUACUACUAUUUUUCUUUUUAUAGAAAAGGAAAAGAAAUGCGUUAUUUUAAUCAUAGCCAAUGAAUUCUACCUUUGGCAUAUUGUUUAUGUUUGACAGGUGGAAUAAUAAGAGGGGACCGAAUCAUCAACUUGCUUGCGCGCGCCUUUUUUCCCUCAACUACUCCCGGCCUUUUCGCGUAAUCCCCAAAUUGUUUUUCUUCUCCUUGGCGAGUUUAUCGGAUCUGGAAAAAAAUUCCGUUAAUCGAAUUAUUCUUUUUCCCCUCUUUUUCCUUCCAAUUUCCAUCUCUUUUCUCCGCCAUUUCCCCCAAAAGAGAAAGCCUCGCCAUUGUUGCGGUGUCGAGAGCUCCCCACUUUUCCCCGGUCGGCUCUCGAUCCGCCUGAGCACAUAUCCCCGGCGGCCGGAGUAGGGUCAGAUUUAAAGGGGAGGGGAAGGAGGAGAAGAGGAAAGUGGAGGUGGAAGGGUUGGAGGAGGAAGGGGAGGAGAGGAGUCGUCGCCGUUGACCACCAUGGAAAACAUAGCGUCGCAGCUGAAGCGGGGGAUAUCGCGGCAGUUCUCCACCGGCUCGCUGCGGAGGACGUUCAGCCGGCAGCUGUCGCGGCAGUCGUCGUUCGAGCCGCGGCGGAACAACAUGCGGUUCAGCUUCGGGCGGCAGUCGUCGCUGGAUCCCAUACGGCGGAGCCCGAUCAAGGAGGAGCUGCUGGCGGUCCCGGAGAACUUGGACUGCACGAUGCAGCUGCUGUUCAUGGCGUCCCGCGGCGACGCGCGAGGGGUCGAGGAUUUGCUGAACGAAGGGAUUGAUGUCAACAGCAUCGACCUCGACGGGAGGACCGCGCUCCACAUUGCCGCCUGCGAGGGACACGCCGAGGUCGUAAAGAUUUUGCUCAGUCGGAGGGCCAAUAUCGACGCUCGCGAUCGCUGGGGGAGCACUGCUUGUGCUGAUGCUAAGUUCUACGGGAAUGUAGAGAUUUACAACAUUCUGAAAGCUCGAGGGGCCAAAGUUCCGAAAACCAGGAAGACGCCAAUGGCUGUAGCAAAUCCUCGAGAAGUACCCGAGUACGAACUUAAUCCACUAGAACUUCAAGUUCGGAGGUCUGAUGGCAUCACAAAGGGUACAUAUCAAGUGGCUAAGUGGAAUGGUACAAAGGUUGCAGUAAAGAUACUUGACAAGGAUUGCUACACGGAUCCUGAAAGCAUAUGCGCAUUCAAAAAUGAAUUGACCUUAUUAGAGAAGGUUCGACAUCCAAAUGUGGUUCAGUUUGUUGGAGCAGUUACCCAAAAUAUACCAAUGAUGAUAGUUAUAGAGUAUCAACCAAGAGGAGACUUGGGAAGUUAUCUUCAAAAGAAAGGUCGUUUGUCACCAUCCAAAACUCUAAGAUUUGCUCUUGACAUUGCCAGGGGUAUGAAUUACCUUCAUGAAUGUAAACCAGACCCAAUAAUCCACUGCGAUCUAAAGCCAAAAAACAUUAUGCUGGAUAGUGGGGGUCAUUUGAAGGUUGCUGGGUUUGGUUUGAUAAAGCUGUCCCUAAUUUCACUUGACAAAGCUAAAGUUGCGUCAGGAUCUUUAUUGGACCCCUCAAAUGUAUAUAUGGCACCUGAAGUUUACAGAGAUGAAAUUUUCGACAGAACUGUGGAUGCUUACUCUUUUGGUGUUAUGUUAUAUGAGAUGAUCGAGGGAGCGUACCCAUUCUAUCCCAAGCCUCUUGAAGAGGCUGUUAAAUUGAUGGGUAUCGAGAAGAACAGACCUGCGUUUAAGCUCAAGUCCAGACAUUAUCCUCCUGAUAUGAAAGAAUUGAUUGAUGAAUGCUGGCAUCCAGAACCAGUUGCCAGGCCAACGUUUUCUGAGAUAAUUGUGCGGCUGGACAGAAUAGUUGCACACUGUUCGAAGAAUGGCCGGUGGAAAGACACUUUCAAGCUACCCUGGAAAUAAGAGGAAAGAGGAUGGGUUAGUAGGGGGGAAACGGUGUAAGAAAGCAAUGGUGAAUGAGCUGACAUUGAGGGAAAGAAAGUGGGGAAGAAAGCUUCAUGUACUAUACAAGGCCAUGGGUAUAUAUAUAAAAGUUCUAGUGAGACGGUGGAUGUUCGACCCGAGCGAGGAAAAGAGACUGCAGCAAAGCUGCAUUUCAAGUUCAAACUGCAUUCCGUUUGUAAUCAGAAGAUUUGCUUGCAUAAAGAAUUCACAUCGUUAUGUAAAAAAGAAGGAAAAACAUGGCCAUUGUUGUAAAAUGUGUUCUUGUGAUAAUAGGGAAAAAGGGGAGUUCUGAUGGUUGCAGUGAUAUGUUUGGUGCUGAUUUAACUUCAUUUUACUAUAGUUUGUGAUGGUUGCAGUGAUAUGUUUGGUGCUGAUUUAACUUCAUUUUACUAUAGUUUGAGAAAUAUCACGAACGAAAAACCUACAAGGUGUUCUGGGUACGGGAAGACUAUGACGGUCAAUUAGAUGUAGGAGUUUUCGUUUAGAAUGCUACAUAAUAGUUAAAAUUAUCGAUUCUUGAUACACUUAAGUGGACUUUGUUAAGGCCAACGAAUUUGUUACAUGUGAAUGGAUCUCAAGUCCUCCUUUGGAACUAGGAUCCAUACAAGCGUUGUACAUCAAUUGAACAUAGAUAGAUGACGCCCUUGUCUCAUUCAAACAGAUUAAGUGGUCAGUUCGUAAUGUAAAAUUGCAUUGUGUGUCUAGUAACUGCAAUGCCGGCAUCCAAACGAUUCUUCAAUGUCUCUUUGCUCAUUGUUGCUUUCACAAUAUGACUUCUCAAUAAGCUGAACUUGCUUUGUAUAAUUCGAACUUCUUAUUUUUUUAACGUACAAUUCGCUGUAUUGCGUCCUUUUCAUGACUAGUAUUAUUUAUUGCCAAUAACUAUCUAGCUACUUCUUGGCUAACUGCUUCUCGUCGCCUACUUGCUCCAACUCAUAAAUUACUUGGUACAAAUUUGGAUUUUUCCAUCAAGUUGAGAAGUCAACUGCAUGGGCUUUCAUCAACAAAGUAAAACACAUUGGGGCUCUUUUGAGAAGCUUUACAAAUUUUAUGGGCUCAAUUCUUAAAAGCAUGUAAAGUUUCAGGUAAAUUUCGUAAUAAAUUUGAUAAUCAAGAGUAGUUUACAAGAAUACUAUAGUCCUCUAUCCCCAAUUAUUACUGUUAAAAAAAAAAAUUAAUGCAAAAUUUAACCUCUGUCUCAUUCAGAUUUAUAGAUCAGCCACUCUGACGUGUUGAAUAAGAGCAAGGUGGAUAACUGAUGAGGAUGAUGCCAUGUGACUUUGACUUGGCAUAUAUGGUACAAGUGUUAGGGCAUCAGCAUAAUUAGAUUACAUUAUCCCAAAGUUGAUGCAUGCUUGUUGCUUCCAGCAUCCCACAACUAAUUAUAAUUCCCAAGUGAUAUUGGAUUGACUUGGCAUGGUACACGUGUGAUGAUUGUAUAUCUACUUAGUAUGUUUGAUUAAUGGUGAAACAUCCUCAAAUGGGUUACCUUUUGAUAAACAUCACUGAGUAUUAAAUGAAAUACUUGGUUGAUGGUGAUCUAAUCAAACUUUUAAUUAAGAACCCAAGAAGUCUUGAGCAGAAAUAUGUAAGUCUAUUGAUCCUAUUCUCCACGGAUGAUAAGGCCAUUAAGCACCGAUUUGGGCCAAUUUAUUGUCGGAUGGGGUUUUCGUAAUUUUGUUGGCUUCGAAAGGCCAUUUUCUUUAGAUUUUGAAGGCUACAGAUCACGGAUUCGGCCUAAGGCUAUUCUUCAAGGAUGAUUAAGUCCAUUAAGCGCCGAUCAGGGCGGAUUUAUCCUGGGUCAAUAUUGGGCAGAUUGCAAAGGGGUACCAUCACUAAUUUUGGGCGAUUUUUCCGAAAUGCCAUUUUCUUUCGAUUCUGGAGGCUACAGAUCACGAAAUCAGGCUGAGGCUAUUCUCCACCGAUUAUAAAGUCUACUGAUCCUAUUCUCCACGGAUGAUAAGUCCAUUAAGCACCGAUUUGGGCCAAUUUAUUUUCGGAUGGCAUUUUUGUAAUUUUGUGGGCGUCGAAAGGCCAUUUUCUUUGGAUUUUUAAGGCUACAGAUCAUGGAUUCGGCCUGAGGCUAUUAUUCAAGGAUGAUUUAAGCACCGAUCUGGGCGGAUUUAUUUUGGGUCAAUUUUUGGCAGAUUGCAAAGGGGCACCAUCACAGAUUUUGAGCGAUUUUUCCCAAAUGCAAUUUUCUUUCGAUUCUGGAGGCUACGAUCACGGAAUCAUGCCGAGGCAAUUCUCCACCGAUAAUGAAAUCUAUUGAUCCUAUUCUCCACGGAUGAUAAGUCUAUUAAGCAUCAAUUAGGACCAAUUUAUUUUCGGAUGACAUUUUCGUAAAUUUGUGGGCGUCGAAAGGCCAUUUUCUUUGGAUUUUGAAGGCUAAAGAUCACGGAUUCGGCCUGAGGCUAUUCGUCAAGGAUGAAUAAGUCCAUUACGCACCGAUCUGGGCGGAUUUAUUCUUGGUCAAUUUUUGGCAGACUGCAAAAGGGUACCCAUCACAGAUUUUGGGCGAUUUUUCCGAAAUGCCAUUUUCUUUCGAUUCUGGAGGCUACAGAUCACAGAUUCAGGCCUAGGCUAUUCUCCACCAAUAAUGAAUUCUAUUGAUCUUAUUCUCCACGGAUAAUAAGUCAAUAAUGCACCGAUUUGGGCCAAAUUAAUUUCAGAUGGCAUUUACGUAAUUUUGUGGGCGUUAAAGGCCAUUUUCUUUUGAUUUUGAAGGCUACAGAUCACGGAUUCGGCCUGAGGCUAUUCGUCAAGGAUGAUUAAGUCCAUUAAACACCGAUUUCAGGGGAUUUAUUCCGGGUCAAUUUUUGGCAGAUUGCAAAGGGGUACCAUCAUAGAUUUUGGGCGAUUUUUCCGAAAUGCAAUUUUCUUUCGAUUCUGGAGGCUACAGAUCACGGAUUCAGGCCUAGGCUAAUCUCCAUCGAUAAUGAAGUCUAUUGAUCUUAUUCUCCACGGAUAAAAAGUUCAUAAAGCACCAAUUUGGACAAAUUUAAUUUCAGAUGGCAUUUUAGUAAUUUUGUGGGCGUCGAAAGGCCAUUUUCUUUGGAUUUUGAAGGCUACAGAUCACGGAUUCGCCCCGAGGCUAUUCUUCAAGGAUGAUUAAGUACAUUUAGCACCGAUCUAGGUGGAUUUAUUCCGGGUCAAAUUUUGGCAGAUUGGAAAGGGUACCAUCACAGAUUUUGGGCGUUUUUUUGAAAUGCCAUUUUCUUUUGAUUCUGGAGGCUACAGAUCACGGAAUCAGGCCGAGGCUAUUGUCCACCGAUAAUGAAGUCUAUUGAUCCUAUUCUACACGGAUGAUAAGUCCAUUAAGCACCGCUUUGGGCCAAUUUAUUUUCGGAUAGCAUUUUCAUAAUUUUGUGGGCUUCGAAAGACCUUUUUCUUUGGAUUUUGAAGGCUACAGAUCACAGAUUCGGCUUGAGGCUAUUCGUCAAGGUUGAUUAUCUUCAUUAAGCACCGAUUUGGGCGGAUUUAUUCCAGGUCAAUUUUUGGCAUAUUGCAAAGGGGUAUCAUCACAGAUUUUGGGCGAGUUUUCCGAAAUGCCAUUUUCUUUAUAUUCUGGAGGCUACAGAUCACGGAAUCAGGCCGAGGCUAUUCUUCAUCGAUAAUGAAGUCUAUUGAUCAAAUUCUCCACGUAUAAUAAGUCCAAAAACCACCGAUUUGGGCCAAUUUCUUUUCAGAUGACAUUUUCGUAAUUUUUUGGGCGUUGAAAGGACAUUUUCUUUGGAUUUUGAAGGCUGCUGGUUACGGAUUCGGCCUUAGUCUAUUCUUCAUGGAUGAUUAAGUCCAUUAAGCACCGAUCUGGUGGAAUUUAUUCCGGGUCAAUUUUUGGCAGAUUGCAAAGUAGGUACCAUCACUGAUUUUGGGUGAUUUUUCCGAAAUGCCAUUUUCUUUCGAUUCUGGAGGCUACAGAUCACAGAAUCAGGCCGAGGCUAUUCUCCACUGAUAAUGAAGUCUAUUGAUCCUAUUCUCCACGGAUAAUAAGUCUAUUAAGCACUGAUUAGGGGCAAUUUAUUUUUAGAUGGCAUUUUCGUAAUUUUGUGGGCAUCGAAAGGCCAUUUUCUUUGGAUUUUGAAGGCUACAGAUCACGGAUUCGGUCUGAGGCUAUUUUUCAUGGAUGAUUAAGUCAUUUAAGCACCGAUCCGAGCGGAUUUAUUCCGGUUCAAUUUUUGGCAGAUUGCAAAGGGGUACCAUCACAGAUUUUGGGAGAUUAUCCGAAAUACAAUUUUCUUUCGAUUCUGGAGGCUACAGAUCACGGAAUCAGGCCGAGGCUAUUCUCCACCGAUAAUGAAGUCUAUUGAUCCUAUUCUCCACGGAUGAUAAGUCAAGUAAGCACCGAUUUGGGCCAAUUUAUUUUCGAAAGCCAUUUUCGUAAUUUUGUUGGCUUCGAUAGGCCAUUUUCUUUGGAUUUUGAAGGCUACAGAUCACGGAUUCGGCCUGAGGCUAUUCAUCAAGGAUGAUUAAGUCCAUUAAGCACCGAUCUAGGCGGAUUUAUUCCAUGUCAAUUUUUGGUAGAUUCCAAAGGGGUACCAUUAUAGAUUUUGGGCGAUUUUUCCGAAAUGUCAUUUUCAAUCGAUUCUAGAGGCUACAAAUCGGGGAAUUAGGCCGAGGCUAUUCUCCACCGAUAAUGAAGUCUAUUGAUCCUAUUCUCCCCGGAUGAUAAGUCCAUUAAGCACCGAUUUGGGCCAAUUUAUUUUUGGAUGGUGUUUUCGUAAUUUUGUGGGCUUCGAAAAUAUAUUAUCUUUAGAUUUUGAAGGCUACACAUAACGGAUCGGCCUGAGGCUAUUCUUCAAGGAUGAUUAAGUCCAUUAAGCACCGAUCUGGGCUGUUUAUUCCUUGUCAAUCCCUUUGCAGAUUUUGGGCGAUUUUUCCGAAAUGCCAAUUUUUUUUCGAUUUGGAGGCUACUGAUCACGGUAUCCGGCCGAGGCUAUUCUCCCCCGAUAAUGAAGUCUAUUGAUCCUAUUCUCCACGGUUGAUAAGUCCAUUCAGCACCGAUUUGGGGCAAUUUAUUUUCGGAUGGCAUUUACGUAAUUUUGUGGGGGCCGAAAGGCCAUUUGCUUUUGAUUUUGAAGGCUACAGAUAACGGAUUCGGCUUCAUGCUAUUCGUCAAGGAUGAUUAAGUCCAUUAAACACCGAUUUGGGCGGAUUUAUUCCGGUCAAUUUUUGGCAGAUUGCAAAGGGGUACCAUCAUAGAUUUUGGGCGAUUUUUCCGAAAUGCCAUUUUCUUUCGUUUUCGGAGGCUACAGAUCACGGAUUCAGGCCUAGGCUAUUCUCCACCGAUAAUGAAGUCUAUUGAUCCUAUCCUCCACGGAUAAAAAGUCCAUAAAUCACCAAUUUGGGCAAAUUUAAUUUCAGUUGGCAUUUUCGUAAUUUUGUGAGCUUCGAAAGGCCAUUUUCUUUGGAUUUUGUAGGCUACAGAUAACGGAUUCGGCCUGAGGCUAUUCUUCAAGGAUGAUUAAGUCCAUUAAGCACCGAUCCGGGCUGAUUUAUUCCAGGUCAAAUUUUGGAAUAUUGCAAAGGGGUACCAUCACAGAUUUUGGGCGAUUUUUCCGAAAUGCCAUUUUCGAUCGAUUCGAGAGGCUCCUAAUCGCGGAAUCAGGCCGAGGCUAUUCUCCACUGAUAAUGAAGUCUAUUGAUCCUAUUCUCCCAGGAUGAUAAGUCCAUUAAGCACCGAUUUGAGCAAUUUAUUUUCAGAUGGGGUUUUCAUAAUUUUGUGGGAUUCGAAAGGCCAUUUUCUUUGGAUUUUGAAAGCUACAGAUCAUGGAUUCAGCCAGAGGCUAUUCUACAAAGAAGAUUAAGUCCAUUAAGCACCAAUCUAGCAAGAUUUAUUCCGGGUCAAUUUUUGGCAGAUUGCAAAGGGGUACCAUCACAUAUUUUGGGCGAUUUUUCUGAAACGCAAUUUUCUUUCGAUUCUGGAGGCUACUGAUCACUGUAUCAAGCCGAGGCUAUUCUCCACCGAUAAUGAAGUCUAUUGAUCCUAUUCUCUACGGAUGAUAAGUCCAUUAAGCACCGAUUUGGGCCAAUUUAUUUUCGGAUGGCAUUUUCGUAAUUUUUUGGGCAUCGAAAAGCCAUUUCCUUUGGAUUUUGAAGGUUACAGAUCACGGAUUCGGCCUGAGGCUAUUCUUCAAGGAUGAUUAAGUCCAUUAAGCACCGAUCUGGGCGGAUUUAUUUCGUGUCAAUUUUUGGCAGAUCGCAAAGGGGUACCAUCACAGAUUUUGGACGAUUUUUCCGAAAUGCCAUUUUCUUUCGAUUCUGGUGGCUACAGAUCACGGAAUCAUGCCGAGGCUGUUCUCCACCGAUAAUGAAGUCUAUUGAUCCUAUUCUCCACGGAUGAUAAGUCCAUUAAACACCAAUUUGGGCCAAUUUAUGUUCGGAUGACAUUUUCGUAAUUUUGUGGGCGUCGAAAGACCAUUUUCUUUGGAUUUUGAAGGCAACAGAUAACGGAUUUGGCCUUAGGCUAUUCUUCAAGGAUGAUUAAGUCCAUUAAGCACUGAUCUGGGCGGAUUUAUUCCGGGUCAAUUUUUGGCAGAUUAUAAAGGGGUACCAUCACAGAUUUUGGGUGAUUUUUCCGAAAUGCCAUUUUCUUUCGAUUCUAGAGGCUACUUAUCACGGUAUCAGGCCGAGGCUAUUAUCCACCGAUAAUGAAGUCUAUUGAUCCUAUUCUCCACGGAUGAUAAGACCAUUAAGCAUCGAUUUGGGCCAAUUUAUUUGAGGAUGACAUUUUCGUAAUUUUCUAAGCGUCGAAAGGCUAUUUUCUUUCGAUUUUGAAAGAUACAGAUCACAGAUUCGGCUUGAGGCUAUUCUACAAGGAUCAUUAAGUCCAUUAAGCACAGAUCUGGGCGGAUUUAUUUCGUGUCAAUUUUUGGCAGAUUGCAAAGGGGUACCAUCAUAGAUUUUGGACGAUUUUUCCGAAAUGCCAUUUUCUUUCGAUUCCGGAGGCUACAAAUCACGGAAUCUGGUCGAGGCUAUUCUCCACCGAUAAUGAAAUCUAUUGAUCCUA